Molecule: messenger RNA, 926 nt
Organism: Acanthisitta chloris (rifleman)
Lineage: Eukaryota; Metazoa; Chordata; Aves; Passeriformes; Acanthisittidae
Gene: RPUSD3
Product: RNA pseudouridylate synthase domain containing 3
Biological process (GO): pseudouridine synthesis
Molecular function (GO): pseudouridine synthase activity; RNA binding
Source: RefSeq, a predicted model, not a curated record
GAGCUCUGCUGGUGCUGAGCAAGCCCCCAGGCCUGCCCGUCCUGGGGAGCCCCGGGGAGCUAAGCCUGGAUACACUGCUGCCAGAGCUGAGACGACGCUUGGACUUCUCUGAUGAGCUCCAUGUGGUGAAGGCUCCCACCAGGGAGUGUUCUGGUCUUGUUCUCCUGUCUGGCUGCUACCACACCACCAAGCAGCUCCAGCAGUUCUUCACCAGUGCCCGCCAGAGAGGCCAGUACCCUGCCACAUACCACGCAGUCACCGUGGGAGUCCCAGCAGAGGCAGAGGGCGAGAUCCGCACUGGGCUGUGCUGGCAGCAGCAGGGUGACACUGCCAUGGUAAGGGGAGGGCAGAGUGUCCCGGGGAGUGCUGAGGGCUGUGCUCUGCAGGUGGUGCCAGUGCUAGCCCCGGGACGUCACAGCCUGGCCAGGAAGGAGGUGAAGAACACCCUGACACGCUACCGGGUGCUGGGUGCCAAGGGGGGCUGUGCCCUCCUCCAGCUCCAGCCCAGGACAGCCUUCCCAGAGCAGCUCCAGGUGCAUCUGACGCUGCUACUGUGUCCAGCCCUGGGUGACCACAAGCACUCAUCUCGCGUGGGCAAGGUGCUGGAGGUGCCCUUCCUUCUGACCCCUGAGGCUGCCCCGACCCACACACAGGUAUGUGGCCAAGGUGGAUGCUGGAUAGGGGCUUCAGCACAGCCCCCAGGGAUCCUACUGAGCUGCCCACCUACAUUGUAGGUGCUGGACGAGGAGUUGAUGUCCCGGCUGGGGCUUUCACCGCGACAGCUCCGUCGCCUCCCGCUCCACAUCCACCUGCAGGAGCUGGUGCUGCCCGAGGGCCCCCUCUGUGCCCCACCACCACCCUACUUCCUGCGCACCCUGCACCAGCUGGGGCUGCCCACCCCACCCCGCUCUCUGCCACCCCAUUAA